Molecule: messenger RNA, 10747 nt
Organism: Pseudopipra pipra
Lineage: Eukaryota; Metazoa; Chordata; Aves; Passeriformes; Pipridae
Product: mannose-binding protein-like
Exons: 18
Coding region: 8949-9242 (97 amino acids)
Source: RefSeq, a predicted model, not a curated record
AGGAGAAAAAGAGGCUGGUGAUAAGAUGGCUUCCACAAAGGGAGAGAGCCUCUAGCAUAAUUGUCUUUUGAGACAAAUAGUCAGACUGUUCGGAGACAUUGCCUGCGAUGAGUGAUUUUCAGAAACAGUGACUUGGUGGAGUCAUGGAACAAUCAAUGAAGGUUAACUGUGCAAAGGAUUUUCAGUUAAAGGAUUGUAUAUGCCAUUCCACUAAAGUCUUAAGUGUUGAUCAAGUCAAUGAAGUCUUGCAACCUCUAUGUGUGACAGAGCAUGAUCUUCAAUAUCAUCAGCCAACAACAUGAACUCCUCCCAGAAGAGAAGUAAUUUGCUUUCCAGCCAUGAAAAUGCAAGGUUGGUGUGGCCAUGGAUGAUGGGAGAAGUCGUGCAUUCUAUUCCUUUUCCCAGUAGUCUAUAAUUUUCUUGCAUUGGCAGGCCAGACUGAAAAGGAGCACAUUAAAGGCAUCCCAGGAGAGCAUGGCAGCCUGCAAAAGCCUAUGGGAAGGUAGAGGAGGGGAAAUAUAGACAAUAUUUGCUGAAAAAUAUAGACAAUACCCCAAGAGAGUAUACAUGAAGAAACAGUGGAAAAUAAAGGCGAGUCAAGGAAAAACACACAAAGUUUAAGUGUUAGCUUUACUGAAAGCAACUAAUGUUUAGGUUACUUGAUAUGUAAAAAUUUAAAAGUUUCCAUAUUUAUCUGACCAGUUUGUAUCCCAUCAUGUUUUGAUAUGAAUUUUAGAUGCUACUUGCAUACAAAAGAAGAGUAUCAAUAUAAUAAUAUACGUUUGCUUUACAGAUUCGUCUUCCCAUUAUCAUCUCUGAACACCAGUUAAAAAAUACAGAAGCACCAUAAAGACAAGUUAUGUAGAAAAAUAUUUUAUUAGAUAAAGAGGAAGCCCUAAAAAAAGUCCAUUGCUUUUAUCAGAAUAUUUUUAUUCCUUUGUUGUCUUGUGAAACUAUACAGAGUGUUCUUGGUGAAAAUCAAGGAUGAUUAGGAGAGCAGAUCAAAGCAAGCAUAUUUUCCAGAGUGAAGUCAUCCACAGUCCUUUGAUAGACUUUGUUAAUACAUGUGUAUAUGUAAUUUUGUAUGCCAGGGCAUUCAGAUAUGCUUCCCUUCAGGUUUAUGAGUUUUUAGUUUGAGUUUUCUAGUUUAAUUUAUUGUUUUUAUUAGAUGAUUAUUAGUAGAUGAUGUCUGUGCUAUCUAGAUGGCUAGAAUAAUGCCUAAAAUUUGUUGGCAGUAGCACUUCUUUCCCUAUCUAUCCCAAAUUCAAUUAAAAUUCUAUUUUUGUGAUAUGUGGCAAUCUAGAAUACUUGUGUUACAGUAAUUCAAGAUAUAAUUACUUUAAUCUCACAUAAUCCAGAUACAUCUAAGAAACAUAUUUUGAGUUACAAAUUUUGUUUUCUAAUAUUGAAAGUAACAUAUGUACAUGGAAACUAAAUUAGAAAAGUUUGUUUCAUAUUACUUUUAUGCUAUGUAAUGCUCUCUGUUAGAUUGGUAUUACUUAAACUGUGCUUAGAAUUUAAAAAAUUGCCACUUAAUGUAUAAUUAACAGAGUUAUUUGUUGGAGUCCCUUUUAUCAUAGAAACCUGUGUUUAGGUUUUUAUUUUGUCUGAUAAUGAAAAAAACAAGAGAACAAAUAUUAGGGUAAAGACUGCAUUUGUGGUGAGAGCUAGCUAGUAUUUUUAUCAACUUUACUUUCUGCUCCAAAAGUUUGGGUAAAAGGUGAGUGUAGAGACUCAGGAUAACCUCACAGCUUUGUAGCCUUAGAAAUGGUCAGGAACCAGGAAUGCUUUGAUUUUGGGGACUACAGUUUCCAGACAGCUAUCUCCCUACAAACCAGGGCUAGGAGGAGAAUGUCAAACACAAGGAAGCAGGUAAAACUGAACAUGUAAUUUUUGUGUUUAAACAAAGAAUAUUAAGAAAUUAUUAAGGGAAUUGCUACAAGAAUGGUGAGUACUUUGACCUCUUUGCCUUCUGCUAGAUUGCAUGUCCUCUGGUGUAGAACAUGAAAAGAACAUGAGAGGUCUCCACAGACAGUUCAGUCUCCAACAUGUUACUCAGUACAGACACCGGCUGCCUUUUAGUGGACAUAAGUACUUUUUCAGCCAGGAAAUUCUACAUAACCAUAACGUCAUAGCGGGGCAAAUCUGUUGGAUUUGUGUCUCAAGGAAUGAAUAAAAUAAUCGUUUUCCUCAAUUAUUUUUCCUACCCCAGCAGGAUAGGGAAAGUUGGUUGGUUUGUUUCUCAGUUUUUAACAAAGGUCAUUCUGGUCCCUUUGUGUCUCCUUAUAUUUGAGCAACUGGCACACUGAUGCAGGGAUACAGCAAGCACAUUUUUGCUUCUCUCUGUAGCACCAAACAGCGCCUGCAGUAGUUACUGGUCUUCCUUGGGGCAUUUGGAGACUGCAGCAGAGGUGUGAAGAGAGUCAGGGCUCUGGUCAGGAUCCUUCUGCUGUGCUCAGGGAGGAACAAAGAUGUUGCUACCACAUAUUCCAUUGGUGUUAAAAUGAAGCAAGCAGACAGCUUGGCUUAAAUACAAGGUAUUCUCUCCUGCCUCCCCAGCUGCCUCUCUGAAUUCUCCCUGAUGUUUGAGCAUCUUAUUUAGUUCCAUUCACCCUCCUACACCGAUUUUUUUUCUCCCAAAGAUUUCUGCUGUGUUGUGGAGCAUGUAACUGUGAAAACUGAAGUUCAGAGCACUAACACCACGAGCUUCUGAGUGUAAGUCACCGUUUUUUAAUGCCUAAGAGAAAAAUAAUGAACUGAUUUCUGUACAUAAAGGAAACAUUUCUGUCUAAAAGUAUAUCCUGCAUGAAGUACAUAGCUAGAUAUAUGGCCAAUGGGCCAUUUAUUUUAGAUAAGUAAUGCAUAUAUUUUAUGCUAAUUAUUUGCACAGAUGUUAAUUCCAUGGGAGACAAAUUAACCAAUAUCCUCAAGUAAGUUAUGCUUAGCAUUCUUGGUAUCAUUAGGUUAGAUUUCAUGUCAAAAGAUAGAUUGUUAUGCUUUUUUAUGAAGGAAAAAGUACCAUAAAAAAUUGCACAUAGUGUAAUCACAGGUAUUGAAGGUGUUGAAGUAAAAAUAUCUCUGUGCAGUGACAGACAAAGGAAGACCUUUUCUGAUAGAGAUAACUGUCUUUUUUCCUUUAAAGUUGGUUCAUUUUUUCGUGACAUGAAAUUCAGGGAGUCCAGUAGUGACUUGUUUCUUUUCUUAGUCUAUCAACUACAAAUUCAGUUGAUUUAACUAUAUUAUUUUUAUGCAAAAUGGCAAUAGAUAUUGUAACAAAUAUUCCAGCAUCACACAGUUCUCUACCAAAGCCCAACCAUUUUGAACUAUUUUUGAGAUUAGUUUGUAGUAUGUUCUUUCUUCCACUGGAGGAGUCAGAGGGUUUAGGGUGACGAAGGGGUCAUCUGGGAGAGCUCAUUGAAAAGCGAGUGAAAAGGAUGAUGUUUUAACUUAAUAUUCUAACAACAUUGUGGGGCACAUUACAGGAAAUCAGAAGUUCCCAUCUUCUGAUUCCCUUGAAUAAAGAACUGUACUUGAGAAGGCUCGUAAUGUAUCACAGCUCCCCUACUGGGGAUGAUGAGUACAACUCAUACAUAGCAUGCAGUUUCAGGAAAGAGCUGAUUAUAAAACAUUAGACUAACCUUGUAUAGACAGCUGCCACAGUGUGUUUUGCAGGUGUAAAAGGACAAAAGAAUCAAGGUUCCUUCAUUUCAUAUGCCUUGUAAUCUUGGUGUAUAACUAUAGCUUUAGCACAUGUGCAUCUUUUCAUUGUCACCACUCGCUUAUACCGCUGGUACCUAUUGUGCUCUGUAUGGUUUUUAUCCUCUAUAAUCCUUUUAUUCUCUCUGUGACUUUGCAAAUGUACUCCACAAUGCUUUGAAGAUUAAUCCCAUAAUUAAAGGACAUAGUUAAAUAAUGUAAUUCUGGCUUGCUUAUACUGAAGAGGCAUGUACAAUCUUCAACUAUUAAGUUACAUCUAAAAGUAUAUUUCACUUGAAGAAACAAAGACCAGCAAAUAUUUUCAAAAGAAGGAUUUUCAGCUUUCAUGACAUAUCAGGUAAGCAUGAAUAUCAUGUCAUAUAUUAUGCUUUGUCCGGAACAUACUUAAUUUAAGGUGUAAUGUUUAAUUCAUCUCUACUAUUUUCGUAUGACAGUAGAAACACCUGUCCUGAUUAUUAAACAGAAAAGGCUUCAUUUUCCCAGUACAUCAAGGUAAGAAACCACAAUUGAUUGAAGAGGCAGUGAUGUGCUGAAUCAUAAUCUGAAUAUCCGACAGCACAAAUUACUCCAAUUCCUAUUUGAUGCCUUGUCUGCCUAUGGAUAAGCAGGUCAUAAGCACAUUCAAGUCCUGUUUCUUCAGUUACCAAUGUGCUCUGAUAGCUGCCUUUAUUUCAGAAAGCUGUCCCACAUCUCCUGCUAUAACAAAGUCAUCCCGCUGUCUGAACAAUAAUAGACCAAGCAAUCCAGCCUGCUGCCAGAAUUCAGCAAGGCACAGAUGGAAGUUACAGUCAUCAGAUGUUUGAGCAGCAGAAUACCCUGCUUCUAGUCAUUUGUACUAAAGUGUUUCACCUGGAGGAUUACUUUAUCCACUUGAUCUCUUCAGUUUUGGCUUGAAAUGGAACCCUGGUGAUGAGUUUUAUAGUUAAUGGUCCAUCUAGGUCUGUAUAUAAUGGCCCACUAACACUUUCCUUAACUUACAGCCAUGGGGAAAAAAAUUAUGUGUUAACCUCAAAAUAUGAAUUCUGUCCUUUUUCUUUUGGAUAAAAGGAUACACCUGAUAGAGUGUUAUAGAAAUACUGAGAGAAAUCCUGUCCUGUGAGUAAAACCCUUAGGGUAGAAGGGACUGAAUCAUAACAAAUGUUUCACAGAUUGCCAAAAUACCUGUAGGAAGCAUGACCUUGUUGAAUAACUGAGCAGCACAUGUAUUUUUUAAUAAAGUCAUCAGUAUCAUAUGCAUUACUUAAAAAAGGUUGAACAAAAUACUGUAACGUGUCAACUGUGUGCAGGCUGUGUAGGGUAAGGGGGAAUUUCAGGCAAACGCAAGGAGGGCAAAAGAAACAGUGGGAAGGGUUUGAUGGAAAGGGUUUUAUUGAGUCUGAGGCCUUGACUGGAGUGGAGGGGAUCAAGAGAGAGUUUAUAAACUGUGACAGGUAAAGCUGGUCAAUGACCCAAGGAGUAUGGGCCCUGCCCAAAAGUUCUUGGCCUCAAUAUGGCUUAGAGAUCCAACGUCACUGAGCUGUUUUAGUUGAAUAAACUCUCCUACACAGAUAUCUCUCUCUUGCUUUCUUUCUCAUUCUCUGCCUGGAAGAAAAACCACUAUUUUAGUUGCCAUAUGUGAUCUUUCUGCUUUUGUCAUUCUCUGCUGUAAGGGAAAAUAAAGAAUUGAAAAGUAGUGUCCUUUCUAUGGAACAGGUAGCAGCAAUCCUGUAAUCUCUAUUUGAAAUCUAUUGAUAACUGGAAAUAGGAAUUUGAUGGUCUUUCUCUUAGAGUUUCAGAAAUGGUGCUGGACUACCAAGAUUAACUCUUUAUUCUAGUGUUUGUCCUCCUGUGUUCCUUCUGAAAUGUAUUUUCUGAAAGAAUUCCUGUUACCCUAAACUCAACUUUCUCACUUCCUGAUUACUACUCUUAGUAAGGUCAGGUUGUAGGCUGGUUUGUUAUCUGAAAAACUCUAGAAUUAGGAUCUCUUAAAGGCUGUCAGAGGCUGAAAAGUAUAGAAACAUUUCUGGUGGGAUACAGACCAGAACAGAACAGUGUUAAAGUCUGUUCUUAAAGGUCAGUCUUUUUGAUAUCCCAGAGUAAUGAGAUUCUGUCAAAGCAUAAGCCUCCCACCAACUUACUUUAAUAUCUAUAGACAUUUUUAUAUAUAUGCAUAAUUUUUCUUUUUUUUUAAUCUUUGGGCUUCUUUAGAACAGAGUGUGAAGGGAAGGUGGGGGAAACAGGCAGGGGCACACCCUAUUCAAUCUCAGAGUAGUCCAUGUUUUACACAGAAAGAGAACUAGUUUAAAUGGAGAGUAGCAAAACCACAUAGAUUGAAAUACAUUGUUCUGAGGAUACUUUUUAGAAGAUUCUGUGAUUUUUGUAAAUAAUUACUCUUCUUUGCUGAAAAGCCAGGUGUGUAUACAGGUAAAAUAAAGUGAAGCAUCAGAAUAACCUGCAGCAGACGAUGCAGUGGUCAAUUCACUGUGCUUUUUCCUGCUUUCCUGUGUCAACAUUAAACUUUCCAUUGUUUUUGAUCUCUCUUGUGGUCAUAACAUCAAGUAUGGUAAGUGCCAUUCCUGCUUACUGUAAACUGGCACAGCUGAGACACAAAAGCUCCUGACACUUAACCCAUAAUGUACAUGUACCUCCUUAGUGUACAUGUAUACAUACCUGUGUGUAUAAAGAGCCAGAUUCUAAAGGAAGGGUUUACUGUAAGAAUCUUGUAAAUCACAAUUCCAAAAUUACUUAUGUCUUUUAUGUUUCUUAGUUAUGUUCUUUCAAGAGGAAGCAGUACAUGAUUUGUCAAAGUUUUGUUUCCUUAAAACAUUUGCAUUUUAGAUAGUAAAUGUGCAGGGGUUUUUUUGCAGCCAUUGCAGUAUGUGCUCAUAACUUGUUUUGAACCCUGAUGCUGGAUUUUAAUUCUUCUCCUUUCCUCUAUUUCUGCUGUUAAACAGAAAACUUGAGACAAAAAUGACUAUUAGAGCUGAUGCAAAAUUAUUCCUGUGACAAGUAUGCAAUUGUGACUGCCAAGCAUAAAUAUUGCAAAAAUCACGCGUUUAAAGCAUGUAUGUGAGGCUACAAAUACAGAAUUUAAUUUUCUUAAAAAUAACUGCCUACCUAAAGAUUGUGGUUACACAAAUAGCUCCUUCCCGUGGAAAUGACAGGACAGGAGUAGGAUGUUCAUGCGUUGAAAAUGUGCAGCCAUCUUACUACAAAUCAUAAAUGAUUUAGAGGGCAAGUUCAGCAAAGUGACUCUUUGUACAGACAUGGAGAGAGGGAUGCUCAAACAUGAGGAAGUGUUCAAACAUUUAAAAUUUAACUGGACCUGUCUGAAAGACCGAAGAAUAAAAGCCAUCUGUCUGAGUACUGAAACUUCUGUUUGUAUGUAUGUAUGCAAGUAAUUGCUAGUGUAGAUGUUUAGCUUGCCCUUAGGUGUUUUGAAUCAUGUAUGUACCUUAUGUUGCAUCAAGAUACCCUGACUGCAAGUAGCAGUUGAAUGGUACUGCUACCAACAGUGUCACAUCCUCCUGCCCUGGUGAAAUCCCUACAUGAUAACUGCCAGCUCUAAUCCAACUCAGACUUUCAAAAUAGGAGCCCAGUGUUUGUGUACUAAUUAAAAACAGUGAAGAAAUGGGAUGGAUGGCUUUAAAGGAGAAAAGUUAAAUUGGGGUGUGCGAUUAUUUAUUUUAUGUGUAUUCAUGGCUCUAACUUCUAUUUGAGUUGAUCCAAAGGAUUGUUAUUUUAUGUAUGUAUUGCUAUAAACCUGUUUUAAAUUUCUUUCAAGAAUACAUAAAUAGUAAAUAACAUAGCUAGGAUAUUUCUUGUCUCAGCCUCAAAAACAUUCCUUUUUGCAUCUGGAAAUUUUUUGCAGACUUCUAUUUGAGAACCAUUUCUGACUAAUGAUGUAAAGCUGGCUACCCAAGUCUUGGUACUUGCAAACCUGCUACAACACUCAGGGGAAAAAUCAUGUGAAUGAAACUGAAGAGAAGCAUCAUCAGUUCUUUCACUUCUCUGCUGUAGGACAGACUGAGCAGUGCUGCUGCAUCCAGUGCUGAGCACUUCAGUCCCAGUGACAGCCCCACCACUGCAAACCCAUGCCAGGCUGUGGCCCUGCUCAGAAAGGAAAGCCAGGCAAAGACAGAAAGGAAAGGAAAUGGGGGUAAAAGGGGAUCCAGUUUCUGAGAAACUGCUGGAAAUGCUGCUGUUUCUGGACUGGGAUAUCCUGGUGCAGCCUUGCUGACCCUCAGUGCUGGCUUUUUUGGGCUGGGAUAGACUCAGGUGGCAGGAUUUCCAGGCAGCACAGACCUGCAGGAUGGGUGGGCACCAGCAGCUCUGUGGCCAAGGGGCUUCUCAUCCUCCCUGGGAAGAGAAUUGCUGUCCCUGCAGCCCUGUCCCGGCAUGAGAGCCCCGUAGCUGUGACCAAGCAAACGACUUCAGAUGUUUCCAGAAGAUGUUGAAGCAAACUGUGCUUGGGCCUCUCAGAGGAGUCAAACAGAAAGCUGAGUGAAAAGUGGUGCUGGAUAAAAACUUCUGCUGAGUGAUGGAUGGCCCAUACACAAAUACAUUACAAAUAUAUAAGGCAAGAAGCCUUCAGGGAAGUUGAACAGUCAUACAAGAAACCAGACAUUUUUGUGGGUUACAAGGUUACAAGUUGAGCCCUGGAUACCAUUUUUUGACAGUGUAUAGAUCCCACAUUUGCUUCUCAGCCAAAAUAGCAAAGACCAUGAAUUUAUCCUAGCUUCUGAACAAGAAAGAUAUAAGGCAGCCUGACAGCCUACAUUUCUCUCUGAUGCCACCACAAUAGAGAACAAUAGCCCCAGAAAUGGGAUCUUGACACUGCUGCAUGGAGGGAGAGUUUUAAUUUUUGCAACUGGAGAUGUCUAACAGACCUUCUUCUGGAUGAAACAUGACAGGGGAAGCUGCUUUCUGUGGGAAGUCUUUUCUGAAGCUUAAAAAGAAGAGAAAUAAUUGAGAUAAACAUGGAAUACGUGGGGUGUGAUUGUCUCAAGUUAAACCCUCAUAUUGGAAACAAGGACGACUGCUGUGACUCAGCUUGUCAGAACGUCAUGCAGAGCCUUCCCUUAUGGUUACAGUCCUACUGUUCUGCUCAGAGAGGGCAGCAAAGUAUUGCAGAUCUGGGAUCCAAAAGGAUCUCAACUCUGAGAUCUGUGGACUUAGCAACGAUUCUUUUUCAGCCUUUCAAUGCCUUUGGCUUUUGCUGCUGAUGGUAACAAGUUCAGCCUGAAGAGAAAAUGUAUUCCUGGACAGAAAUUCAGUGCAGUGCUCCUGCAGUCAGUGGCUCGCCAGGCAGAGAUGGUCCUAAAGGGGCCAAGAGAGAACCAGGAGAAGGAUUGAGAAGCCUGGAGAGUUUUCCUGGAAAAGUGGGACCUCCAGGAAUAAAAGGAGCUUUAGGACCACAAGGAAAGAAAGGAGAAAAAGGAGAAUAUGGAAGAAUCUUCCAAGAACAUUUCUGUGCUGAAGUCUCUGCAAUAUCUGCACCUUAUAUAGUUUCAAGUCAGCUCAGGUGUACCCAUAAAAGCUCAUAACAGCAACAACAACCGUGACAGGUGCUGUUUCCUGGGAAUUCAUGACCAGUUGGUGUCCCUUCAGUAAGAUGCAAAGCAGCUUUAUUUCACUGUGAUCAUCAGACCAUAAGAGCAGCUUGAUGAGUUUAUUGUUUUCAUUUGCAACUCUGUGUUUUCUGCCGUGUGUUUUCAGCAAGAAGUCUCUCCCAAGGACUUUGAAUUUCAAUGGCAAAUAAAAUAUUGACAAAGCUUUUGGAUAUAUAUGUUCUAACACUUAUCAGUGAGACAUUAUACAGGCCAUUUCCCGGCAAUAACAACAUAAUAAGAGCUUGGCAGGAUAUUUUUUUUUUUUCUAUCUGGAGGCUAGAUUAUUUUAAAUUGAUAACAGGGGCCAGGUGGCUAUUUAUAAGGGCAAGAUAUGAACUGCAAGCAUAUGUUUCCAAGGCAAUGUUGGCCAGUGGCUGUUCAAGCAUAAAUUGCUUCCUAUUACCACUUUUGAUAGGAGGGAUGUGGUCCAGUUCACCUCUGUGGGAACACAGUGUGGCAGGACACUUCUAUCUCUGAAAGUGCAGGACUCUUUUCACUGUUCCCAGUAAAAAAGGCAAUAUUUACUCUAUCAUGACACCCCUAAUUGAUAUUGCAGUGAGUAAUUUUGUUUUGUUGUUGAAUAAAGAUUAGGGUUUUUCCAUACUGUUAUGUAGUAUUCCCAUAGAGGGCUACUUACAUAGUGUGAAAGAUGCAAGGAGGAAUUGUAGAGUUGAUAAUAUGACCUAUAGGAUACAAAAAUGAAUUGAUGCUUUGGAAAUAAAAAUGUGAUUCCUCAAUGAUCAUAGGAAUACCAUCUCUCUAAACUUUACCUGUGAAACAGUUAAGAAACAGACCUGAAAAUCAUUAUUAUGUUGUGAAGUUAGAUUGAGAUUAUUUGUGAGUUUCUGUUUGUUUAUAAAAGGAUGAGACAGAAGCUGAUUACAGUAUGGCUAAAUUUUUACUAAACCUGGAUAAAGAAUAUGGGGAGGCAGAAGGGGAGAGUACUUGUCCUGUCUGAAGGAAGAAGCCUGUGUCUAAAAAUCUGCUAUAUUAUUGUCAAAGCAAGAGCUGCUUGAUGCCUUUGCUCAUGUGCUCUGGUUGAUUUUUUUCUCUUUCUUUUUUCAAGGCUUAGAAAUAAUGGUUCAGUCCAAAUGACUUUUCUAGCAACUUGCCUACCAUCUUCAUAUAACUCGAGAGGCUGCUUUGCUGAUGUCCCAUACUUUGCUGACUCUGAAUGUGUAGUUUAAAUCAAUGGCUUUAAUCAUAUGAUAAAGAAGGAAACUGAUAUAAUCUAAAAGCAAAGGACAAGCAGUUCUUUUGUAAACAUAGGUUUAAGUUGUAAGUUUUUUGGCUGGAGAUAAUCACUGGUUUUUUUUAAAAAAGCUCUGAAAACCUGGUCAUCUCUUUUCUUGAUAGCAUAGUUUGAAUCACUUUUCCUGGAAUGGAAAAUAAAUUGAAAUAAAUUGAAUAAAUUGCUUGAAGCCUUUUUUUUUUUAUUU